Messenger RNA from Mya arenaria, 3690 nucleotides. RefSeq names its product betaine--homocysteine S-methyltransferase 1-like. Gene Ontology annotation, molecular function: methyltransferase activity; zinc ion binding. Lineage: Eukaryota; Metazoa; Mollusca; Bivalvia; Myida; Myidae. The transcript has 7 exons. Bases 48 to 1106 code for a protein of 352 amino acids. The record is from RefSeq and is a predicted model, not a curated record.
AGACAGGCUAAGACCUUCAUAUAGUCCGGACGGCAGCUAGGAGGAAUAUGUCAACAGAAAACGCACUCUUGAAACGGCUGAAGAAUGGCGGGAAUCUGGUGGUGGCGGAGGGAUACAUUUUCGAGUUCGAGCGAAAAGGCUACCUUCAGGCGGGCACUUUUGUGCCGGAAGUGACUAUCGAGCACCCGGAACUGGUCAUGCAGAUGUACGAGGAGUUUGUGCAUGCCGGAAGUGACGUCGUUCUAGCAUUUACGUACUACGCCCACCGGGAGAAAUUGCGGUUGAUUGGGCGCGAGAAUGAGUUGGAGGCUAUGAACCGCGCAGCCCUGCAGAUGGCGCGGCAAGUGGCGGACAAACAUGGCUGCCUUAUGGCCGGCAACAUCUCCAACACCACCGCGUACAUUCCAGAUGACCCGGAGUCACAUGCUAAGGUCGAACAGAUAUUCAAGGAGCAAGUUGUUAUAGCGGCAGAGGGUGGGGCGGAUUAUAUUGUUGGGGAAACGUUUGGCCACUUCGGGGAGGCCAGUAUAGCUCUUCAAGCCAUCCUAAAGUAUGGCAAAGGUCUGCCGGCCGUGAUCACGCUAUCUCCCCCGGCCACAGACACUAUGAUAGACGGGGUGACGCUUGCAGACGCCUGCAAGCGCCUGGAGGAUGCAGGGGCCGCCGUGGUCGGGCUCAAUUGCGGCCGCGGCCCUGAAACAAUGCUUCCGGCUAUCAGGGAGAUCAUGAAAGUUUGCAAGGGUCCCGUCGCAGCCCUUCCGGUGACCUAUAGGACCACCCCACAGGAGCCGACGUUUUUCUCGCUAACAAUUCCCGGCACAAAAAGUCGUGCGUUUCCUUUGGAGCUUUGCACAUGCCUGUGUGGGAGAUGUCACAUUGAAGAGUUUGCCAAUCAGUGCCGUGAGAUGGGGGUUCAAUACGUCGGGCUCUGCUGCGGAAACUCGGCAAACAUGACGCGCAUUGUCGCCCAGGGUUAUGGACGGACACCACCGGCAGCCCGGUACGCGCCAGCCAUGGAAAAACACUUCAUCUUUGGCGACAAGACCAAGUUCAAGGACACGUACACAGAGGGAAUCCGUGCGCAUGUCGGAGGAGACUUUGAUUGAGAGUAAAGCUAAGCUCUGGUGUGAGGAUUUGGGUAUUGCAUGAAAGCUGUACAUACAUAUUUUUAACAUUCUGUAUACCAAUGCUAUAUUAUAUUGUUAGUUGAACAUAUUCAUUUUACUACGAAGUAUUUACAUUUUAUCACAUGCUAUACCUUGUUUCCGGUUUAAGAUAACCAUCACGUAUUUUUCUGUAUCACAAAUGCGUAAUGUAACAUUGCUGUAUUUCUAUUGGUCAGAAAAUAUUUUACUCCACAGGUUUGCAAAGAAAUUACUUGGAAAAAAUACAGUAUUACAGUUUUCAAGAGAAAACAUGGUAUUUCGUCUUUAUUUUAUAAAUACUAUAUUUUAAAGAUGGUGGGUAUUUCAUGUUUUGAAAACAAUGUGAAAAGCAUCUGACACUCAUAAUAUUAUACACCAUUUUAUUCAACUCGUCUAGAAAAUAAAUUAUGUGAGUAAGCUCGCCAAAGGCUCGCUUUCUAACGUUUUUCUGAACGAUUUGAAUAUAAAUGUGUGUUAUAUGACGACUCUUUAGAUAUCUUAUAUAAAUAAACACUGCCCUUGGCACGACGCGAUAUGUUCGUCUUGUGUAUAUAAUAUUAAGACUUGUUCAUGCUAAGUGUACGUUUCUGGAGACGGGUUUUAUUUUAUGUUUUUUGGGUUAUGCUUUAUUUUUCAUGCGUUUUAAAGUAUACACUUUUUGGGGACGGCUUUUAUUGGCAUGUAUUAGGACACUUGUGCUAUGUACUAGUUCGAUUUUGUAUUUUCCUUACCAUGAACAUACAUGUAUCUAAGUAGUGAAUUAGCGGAGAUCGAGAACUUUGCAUCAGAGUGUAUAGAAAAUGUUUUGGAUUUUUAGUAGCUUCAACCCUCUUAUUUAAGUGUUAUGUCCUCGCGCCACAAUUUGGGGAACUCGAAAUUUUCAAAAUGGCGUCCAAAAUGGCCGCCACAUUUUACCCUAAUCAACACUUGACUUUUAAUUUUGUUUUAAUGCUUCAAUUCCUGAUAUACGAGCUGAGUAUGUGAUCCUCUGUUUUCCCGUGUUCACUUCUUGGCCUGUAUUGCCAGUACCUGUCGAAGAUAUAGAGGGUAUUUGUUGAAUUCAGUGUAAGAUCGUAUUUUAUUUCACGAGUGGUCACAGAAAAAAACAUUUUCACGAGUGGCGUAUAUAUGCUCGCACAUAUAUAUCAUGUUAUAUCAUCGUUCAAGUAUCUUUUUAACUGUUUUUCCUUGUAAUACGUAAAACGAACCUCACGGAAAAUUCACACAACAUUUUAAACAAAAAGCUAUGAUUUUUUACCCCACCCACGCUUCAAAAUUUGUCAACAACCUAGUGUGGUCUUCACUAUUUAGCGAAUCAGACUGAUUUCUGACAGUAAGGGAUGACUGACUUCCCAUGUAUCAUGAAACAAACUCUAAAACUAAGAAAAAUAUCUUUAUCCAAUGAGUAUCUACAAUUGUUUGCUAACACGUUCGACCUUUCAAAUUUUUAUUCAAUAAAUGGCGGCGUGGUAAUUUCGUCAUGUAUUCAUGCCUUGUUUUAUUUAUAAGUGUUUCGUUAAUUUUUUGGAACAUAUAUGUAUAAAUAAAAGUUCAUAAAAUGUUUGCACUAGAACAACUAGUAAAUAAUAUACUAUUAAGACAAUAUCGGAAAACUUUGUCCACGAGCUGGAAAUAGAAAAUUGACAGCUACGUCAUCAGCUAUCUUUUUGAAAAGAGGGUCUUUAGAAAAAUAAAUCAAAAUACUAGUCUAGUUAAACUCCGAAAAAAAGCAUAAAAGAACAGAAAUUUGAAUUCGCUUCUUGUUAACAAGUGUUUUUCUAUGAUACUCGUGAAAUAAAACUCGAUCUUACACUGAAAUCAGCAAAUAUCCUCUAUAUUCUCAGUUUCAUUUUAAAAUUAGCAAAGAAAUAUCGAAGUUUGAGCGUUAAUGAUCAUAACAGGAUCAUUACAGGACACUAGACAUGUUCAUUAGUGUUAAAUGUCCGGCAUUAUUUGUGUACGGAAACUAUUAGAGCAUGGUGUCACGUCAGACUCGUCCCUAACUAAUAUCUUGAAGUCAUAGUGUGUGUACAAUACGGAUACAGUGUAGUGUUAACAUCGAAAGAUUUAUUUUUGAGCUGACUGAUAAACAGGAAGAGUAAAGUUUGAGAAUACAUGGUUUGAUGGAAACAAAAUGCAAUUUUUGGGAUUUAAGUGUUUAAUUUAAUUAAGAUUUUUCGAGAUGAGUUUCAAACAGUGCACCAUCGCAGUUUUAAUGGGCAUCUGUUUGCUCAUUUCGAAUGGUAUGUAUUAAAUUAUAUUCUUAAUUUUGUUAUGGCUAUAACUAUGUAUCUUCGUGGUAAACAGUACCGUAAUUAUAUUUUCACUCAGCAGAGACAAAUACUACGAGCAGUUAUGUUUUAAGUUUAAACUGAAACAUAUAUACGGAUUUACAAUUGUGUGAUAAAAUAAGUCCAAUCCCCGUGCGCUUGUUUCAAAUAAAGCAACUAAGGAAGCGCCAUGUGGACUUCCAAAUGUCCACUUCAUGUUUAUAUUAUAGGAUUGCAUCAUUUGAUUGUACACAACUUUAAUAUUUAAUAAAAUA